AUGGAUGGGGGGGGGGGAGGUAAAGAAUCUUUGAUGCUCCAAUGGCCAGGUAGGUAGGAACCUUUGACGUGGGAACCUUACGAGUCGGUUUGCACCGCUUCCGGUUCCGCCCGGACCUCCGGAGCGCGACACACGGGAAGGCAUCAGGCGGUGGCCCUGCGGAGAUGGCGGCCGCCGAGCUGCUGAAGACGCUGCUGUUGAACUUUCUCCUCACCGAGCGAUGCUACGACGAAUUCUUCCUGGAGCUGAACGUCCUGCACGUUCCAUGUCUGAAGAUUCUCCUCAGCAAGGUCCUGGGACUGGGCAUCAUCGCAGGAUCAGUGAUGGUGAAACUGCCUCAGAUUUUUAAAAUCCUUCGAGCAAAGAGCACGGCGGGUCUCAGCUUCAAGUCGGUGCUGCUGGAGAUGCUGUCCAUCACGGGGACCAUGACGUACAGCAUCAGGAACCACUUCCCCUUCAGCUCGUGGGGUGAGGCGCUGUUCCUGAUGUUACAGACCCUGACAAUCGGCUUCCUUAUUCAGUACUAUGCAGGCCGGACGCACCAAGGCGUGCUGCUCCUGCUGGUUUACUCCCUGCUGGUCGGGCUCCUGCUGUUGUCUGUCACCCCUCUGGUGGUCGUGGCCUUCCUCCAGACCCUCAACAUGCCCGCGGUCAUCGUCAGCAGGCUGAUCCAGAUCGUCACCAACUACAGGAACGGCCACACGGGGCAGCUGUCGGCUGUCACCGUGCUGCUGCUCUUUGCUGGCUCCGUGGCACGGAUCUUCACCUCCAUCCAGGAGACAGGAGACCAGCUGAUGGUCCUGACCUACGUGGUCUCGUCCUUGUUCAACGGAGUGAUCGCCACCCAGCUGCUCCUGUACUGGUCCGUGCCCCUGGACAAGGUCACCAAGGCCGACUAACCGAGGCCGGGGCAGCACCGCAGCCAAAAUCCUCAGGAGCCCCCCCCAACCCAUUCACCGCACUGCCCCAGGGACAGGGGGCACACCUCAAUCAUGGAUACCCUCCUCCCCUCUGACCCUCACUGGGGGACGGGUCCCACACACACCCACCCACCCACACACACACACACACACACACACACACACACACACACACACACACACACACACUGACCCUCACUGGGGGACGGGUCCCACACACACACUGACCUUCACUGGGGACUGGGUCCCCCACACACACACACACACACUGACCCUCACUGAGGGACGGGUCCCACACAUGCUGACCCUCACUGAGGGAUAGGUUCCACACACACUGACCCUUACUGGGGGACGGGUCUCACACACACACACACACACACACACACACACACACACACACACACACACACACACACACACUGACCCUCACUGUGACCUGUGCUCCUAGACCCUGUGGUUUAGUGCCCAGGACUGGGCUGUCUGAGCUCCCAGCACUGGGACUGUGUCGGAGGGUGUGGCUGGACUUUGGGGGCCUCUCAGUGAGGUGGAGAAUCAUUGACGCAGUAUGGAGCUGGAAGUUUGGAGGGCUCUGGGGUAGGGUGGGGAAUGUUUGAUUGGGGUAAUGUACACUCCAACUUGCUGAUACCCCACUUAAACCCCCAGGGGCUGGGGUCAGUUCCCUCAGUGUGGGGAACUCACCAUUACACCAUCGGAAGUCCCGGGAGGGGGAGAGUCUGCUGGGGAUUGGUGUGGGUUGGGCUGUAUUGAUGUGGUGGGGGUGAGAUUCUACAUUCCCACCGUGUUAUCCCGGGACCAGGGCAGCGCUCCCAUGCUGGGACAGGGCUGGAAUUCUCUGUUCCUUCCCUCCCGCUGUUCCACGGUGUCCAAAUCCAUCACCGUUCUGUCGAUGCUGUCUGUAGAUUAACUGUGAUUAAAACCUGAUUUGAUUGUC
Pristis pectinata (smalltooth sawfish) is the source of this 1872-nucleotide messenger RNA. It is a transcript of the gene mpdu1b, whose product is annotated as mannose-P-dolichol utilization defect 1b. NCBI's taxonomy places the organism in Eukaryota, Metazoa, Chordata, Chondrichthyes, Rhinopristiformes, Pristidae. The transcript has 7 exons. The record is from RefSeq and is a predicted model, not a curated record. Gene Ontology annotation, biological process: oligosaccharide biosynthetic process. The coding region runs from base 165 to 899 and encodes 244 amino acids.